AAAACUACAAAAUAUAUUUUAAGUUUAAAUCUUUUAAAAUAGUGAACAUUAAAAUACCAUUUGGAUAUUCAGACUCCACAAUACCCACUUCAACUUGACGCAUCUUCCCUGCCAUUCGCGACACCCCUUCUCCCUCGUCCUUUCUGAUAUUAAAGGAAUUUGGUUCUCCUCAAACCCGAACUUUUUAGCAUCAAUGGGCAAGACAAGUACAAGAUUAAUGUCUGAUUCAAAGUCCGAUUCCAAGUUAGAAAAGAAGCUACAAUUUUAUUCCAAGGUGAAAGAUACUGUUGCUUCCUUGAGCGCCCAAAAGUCUAUUAGCAAGAAGAAAAGCAAACAACAAAGGCGGCAGAAUAAAUUGAAGGCAUAUAACCUUUCCUCAAUCUUAGAGUCCCUUCCGGAGUUGAAGGCAUCACAGAAAUCAGAUUGUGAAGAUGACUUUAAACUUAACUGUAAAUCUAGGAAGAAAUUAUUAUUGAACGAAGGUCAACGAUUAUCUGCAGUUCUUAAGGAUGAUUUUUUCCAAGCAGAUCCCCUAUCUGUCAUCCAUCAACACUUGCAGAACACACAACCGAUAGUAGAGAAACAACCCAAGAAGAAAGUUAACAAAAAUGGAUCCAAGAAGAGGAAGAAAUCAAAGGCUUCAACUGGACUACCGUCUAUGGAUAUGUGAGGUCUCUAUGUGGCUGCUAUAAUGAUCUCCUUUCUUCAAGGUGUUUACAUAAUUUUGUUAGUUCUGGGAGGAAUCAGGUUCUUCAAGAUAUGAACGACAAUGACAAUAUACAUUCAUAUGGGUAGCUGCUGAGCAUGGCAACCCAAUAUAAGAUCCACAUGAAACCUAUAAUGAAUCAAUUUUUAUGAACAUUUAUCUUAGAGGUUUUUCAUGUGAAGAAAACGUCUAUAUCUUAAAUCACCUUGCUUUGUAAGCUUUGCAGCAAACUUUUCCGUGCUCUAUACAUUUCCUGGCUUACAAGAUUGUGAACUGGAUACACUAUUAACCUUUA
This is a messenger RNA of Lotus japonicus, 1001 nucleotides long. RefSeq lists its product as uncharacterized. Lineage: Eukaryota; Viridiplantae; Streptophyta; Magnoliopsida; Fabales; Fabaceae. Gene Ontology annotation, cellular component: nucleolus; 90S preribosome; preribosome, small subunit precursor. Gene Ontology annotation, biological process: maturation of SSU-rRNA from tricistronic rRNA transcript (SSU-rRNA, 5.8S rRNA, LSU-rRNA). The coding region runs from base 194 to 670 and encodes 158 amino acids. The record is from RefSeq and is a predicted model, not a curated record. The transcript has 6 exons.